Messenger RNA from Cuscuta campestris, 2681 nucleotides. The record is from the annotation of a GenBank genome assembly. NCBI's taxonomy places the organism in Eukaryota, Viridiplantae, Streptophyta, Magnoliopsida, Solanales, Convolvulaceae.
AACUGCCCACUCAGCCCACUCAAAUCUUUCAUCGUCUUCUUCACGAGAAUCUUCUGAUAAAAUUCUCAAGAACCCUAAUUUCUUCAGAUCUUCUCAAAUUUCUGAGAAAAUGAAGAUUGUUGGCGCUAAUACCCAUUUCCAGAAGUUGGAAGCCAAGUGCUCCUCAUCAACGUUCUAUCAAUCCUAUCUGAAGAUGAUUGCUGCUCAAGAACUCUCCGAAUUUCUUCAUAUGGAGAUUCGAUUCAAGUAUGAGAACGAAGUUCUUGAAUUCUAUAAACACGGAAAGGUCAAGACUGUCAAAUCGAAGAAGGACCCACAAAGGACGAUUCAACUCAUCAAUUACACUGUUGGAGGGACAAAAGUGACGCUUUCGCAGAAGAAAUUGAGAGAAAAGCUUCACCUUCCCAACUCUGGAGUUGAAAUUGGGAGACUUCCACCCAAAAAUCUGGAUUGGAGCGUUAUUGGAAUUUAUGGGCAAAAUCCCUCUGGCCCAGCGAAGAAAGCUCAUCUGAACAACGACUACAAGCUUGUCCUUGAACUGAUUAUCGCAUGCCUCGAAUGUGGAAGUGGAGGACAUGCUGAUGACAUCACCCAAGAGAGGGCCUUCAUCAUCAAUGCCCUCAUUACCAAGUCUAAGGUAAAUUGGGCUGCUCAUUUCUUCAAUUCAAUCUCAAAGCACCUGGGAAACCCCAACCAGAAAUACCUUUGUCAAGGUCUGUACAUUGGACUUAUCUUGGAGUCCUUGGGUGCUGCUUCUAAAGGAAAGAAGUAUGAAGCCAGAUAUUGGCUGUACUAUCUGUCUUCCAAAGGGGAAAACAGAGCUGGUGCUAGCACAACUGCAGAAGAAAGUUCUUCAGACAAUGUUCUUAUCAUGAGUCUGAACAAAUCAGUAAAGAGGAAGCAAGUGGUGUCUCCCUCUCCCAGUACUGAAGCACCACAGAAUCUUGCUCCAAUAAAUCUUGAAGAAGAAGAAGAAUCCUCUGAGCAAGAAGAACUACAAAGGAAAAAGAAGAGGAAGAUCACCUCUCCCUCAACAUCUGGACAUAAUUCUCCAACUUCCUCACAACCUCAAGUAGAUGAUGCUGAGAAUCAAUUCUGGCAGCUCUACUAUGACUGGAGAGCUUGGAAAGUUGGAAAUUCAGCAGAACAGUUGCUGAGUUGGGACCAGCAAUUGAAGAAUGAGAAGAUCAUCAAGAAAUGUUUAGGUCUGCCUGUCAACUAUUGCUGUGAGCAAAUCCUGGAUGUUGACUGGGUAUGGCAAAGAAAUUAUGAAGAUUUGCAUCUGGAACACUUGGUCACCUCACCAAUUUCAGAGUUUGAGGUGGAUGAUGAGGAUCCUGCAGUAUACAAACCAGUCCUCUCAAAAACCACAGAAGAUCAGGUGGUUCUCACUUCUGAAGCACAAGCUAACUUGGAAACAACACCUGAGGAUUUCCAAAUAUUUCCAGAAGCCUCAUAUGCCUUUGAAGUUGUUCCACCUGAAGCUGAAGUCUCUACACCAAAACAGAACCAGGAAGGAUCAAAUGAAGAAUUCCAGCAACUUCUCCAUUCUGAAGCUUUAGAGAUUCUCACAAACCCCUGUGAAAUCACCAACCCCACUGAAGCAAAGAUCCCGGAGGAGUCAACAGAAAAUCUAGAGAUGUCCAAAAUCCCAGAAACAAACGAAUCUCAAGAAGAGCAAGCUGUAGAAACCCAGAGAAGUUCUGCAAAAGCUGAGAAGGAAACUCAAAUGGCAGAACUGGAGGCCUCCAAAUCUCCAGUAACCAACUUCCAUUUACAUAGUUCUUCCAUUCCUACUUUUCCGGAUGAGGUACCGGAAAUCUGGACAAAGAAGGUCCAAGGGCUGAUUGACUCAGCCCUAGCAACUCAACAUGCCUCCUUUAGGCAAGAGAUAGAGCAGAUGGAGGCCAGGCAAAACAAACUGAUUGAUAAAUCCGAAGAAACACAUUGCUCCAAUCUUAAGGAGAUAAGCAAAUCUGUGGAUAAGACUCUAGAGAUCUUAUCUCUAUUGAGUAACACUGUGAGCAACACGAUGGAGACAUAUGCAUCGGAUAGUUAUCUCCAACUCAAGGAGGCUAACAACAUCAAAGAGCAAGUAGCAAAUGUCACAAUCAGUCUACAAAAACAAAUGUCCAUUCUCCAAAUGGACAUCAGAGCAGCUUUGGCAGUGUCUUCAGCAGAUCAAGUAGUAACCAAAGACUACUUGAAAAGAAGCAAUCCGGAAAACUCAACACAACGCUUAUCCAGCUCCGGAUUGGAUGGAACAGAGGCUGUAGGAACAAUUGCUGCUCACUUCUCAAAUGAAAUUCAAACAGAGGAGAGACGAAACAACAUAAGGCGCAUCAAGGAACUAUGUGGAAGCAUGCAAGGCACCAGGGAGAUUGCCGAAUCUUCAAGGCGCAAGAAGCACUGAAGGUUUUCUUCAUCAAAUCAGGGGGAAAGUAUGUGAAAACAUUAAUUUGCUUUGAUGAAAACACCUUCUUGUUUAAACAUUGCUCUAUUGGUUUAAACAUUGCCUUAAUAUUUCUCUUAAUUGUGCUCACUAUGCUUGAUUAUACCUAAUUCAAGUAUGUUUUUGAGUUUUAUUCUUAGCGCAUACAUUGAGGGGGAAUGUAUUUCAAGGGGAACUUAACCAGUUUUUGGCUAACAAUUGUUUUUGGCAAUGAAUUAUUGAUAAGCUC